AAUUAGCCAGUAGCUGAAGUAUUUGGCAAUUUCAAUUUGAAGUUUGAAGAGAAGAAGGGAAUGGGAGUAAUGAAGGCUAGCUCAAAGAUAGUGUUCCUCUUCAGAGACUCGGAGGGCUUCGCCACAGCUAUCUCUGACUCUCUUCAUCCAAACCCCACUAAUAAUUCCUCUUCUCUUACCUCAUUAGAGGAAUCCUUUGAGCUGUCGUUGGAGCGCUAUGGAAUCAAAGACGUUAAAGCUUCAGGAACCAUUCUUCACUUUAUAGAUCCCCAGGGUUGCUAUCAGGUUUCCUUUUUUCUUAUGCAAAGUUAUGAACCUCCAGUGCUGGCAUGUGCUGUCAAUGAAGUUUUGAGUCAAAUAUCUGGGGAAGGAUCAUCUCCUCUGCCCACAAUCUUGGCCCCAUUGUUUGUGUCAUCAUCAAAGCUUAAGAGAGAUGGUAAGCCUCUUCAAAAAAGUGAGAACAAGGUUCCAGUUUACGGUGUUCAAAUCGGUCCAGAAAAUGACAUAACCAAGGCCAUUUCUACAAGAACUGAGAAGCUGUCAUGCUCGGCUCAGGUUCAUCAUGAACCUCUAGCCUGCUUGCUUCAGUUGGCUCGUGCCUUGCAUUUGCCAACUUUUAUUCUUAUAGGGGAAAAAGGCCGCCAUGUUUCCAAUGAAAUUAUAGAGGAUUUGGAGAUAAUUCAUGAAAUGGGAGAAAUUUUGGCAACCUCUCUCAACCUUCGCUUUUCAAAGGACAAAAUAAAGUGGAAUCCGAAAGGAUUAUCAAAGAAUAGUGAAGAGCCAUGGCGGGCGUUGUAUGGUUGAAAUUCAUGCACCAGAGGCCUUAGCAUUAUCAUGUAAUUUGUCUAGUUGAGAUGUACUUUAAAACUGUUCCCAAAAUGGUUUUUAUGCAACUAUUGCAGAAAAAUGUUUGACAUUUCUGUUUGCAGUCCCCGGUUUUGAACGUUCAAUGAAGAUUGGAGAUUGUUGAUAAUACAAUCAACUUAUAACUUGUAAUUUCUUCAUUUACAUUUAGGUGAUAGGAGAACUGUUACCAAAGAGAUAAGCAAUUGAGUUUGAGACUGCAUUUUCCUGUUA
Humulus lupulus (European hop) is the source of this 1077-nucleotide messenger RNA. RefSeq lists its product as uncharacterized. The record is from RefSeq and is a predicted model, not a curated record. The transcript is spliced from 4 exons. The coding region runs from base 61 to 804 and encodes 247 amino acids. Lineage: Eukaryota; Viridiplantae; Streptophyta; Magnoliopsida; Rosales; Cannabaceae.